CUCAGCGCUGCUCCUCCACUUCAGUCCCCGUCAUUGGCAUACUUCUAUUGCUUCUCAUUCUCCCUUACCUCCUCACCUCGUCCUUCAGUUGAACUUUCCCUUCUGUCUCUUCUCUUGUCUCUAACUUAUUUCCACCUUAGCUUGCAGGCUCUGGUCUGUCAAGCUCCCUCCAUGUAAAAGUGCGGACCAGUCCCUCUUCCUGGCCGCACCCACCCCCAUGGUGCCCGCCCAUCUCUGACCAUUUGUCCGCCUAUUCCUUCAACGCUCCCUCUGUCGCUCACUCAAUCGCUCCAUCUAUCGCCCCUUCGCAUUCGUAUACCCUUUCCGUCUACCUUUUGGAUGGCAUGGCGGACUAUCACGACGCCGGUGGGCUAAUUCUCGACGGCCCCUUUGAUCCCGACGCCCAGGCCACCGUCACGGACUACAUUGACUACACCGAAUACCUCCCCGCUGACCUCAUUCGCUCCCUCACUCUCAUCCGCGGCCUCGACGAACGCUACUUGGAAGCUACACAGGGCGUCCAUGAUCUCACCAAGGCUUAUGGCCAGCUGCCCACCCUCCCCUCCGACGUGCGUCCCGACGCGCGUGCUCUGCGCAAAGAUAUCUCCGAACAACUUGAUCGCGCCAUCAACGCCCGUGAAUCGGCAUAUGCGGAGGCUUGCCGUCUAUACGAUGUCAUUGAUCGCCACUUCAAUCGGCUAGACAGCAUCAAGCAAAAGCUCGAAGCUCUCCCCAAGCCCGCGUCGCGCGAACCCACUCCUCCUCCCGCGCCGCCCGUCACAUCAACCAAAAGAAGCCGCUCGACCAAGAAAACAGAGGAAAUUUCUGGCCCGCCCACCACGACGCGCAUCACGUUGCGCUUGGAUGGCCACGAUACUGCUCGCGCGACAACUGUGCAGAAGUCGCGCACACGCCGAUCUCUCAUCUCUGCCGAGCAUCUGGCCGACUUGCACCCCGAUUCGCCUAUUGCCAGCACAGAGCAUUCAGAUGUGGAGCCGGAUAGCAAAGUGACACCCUCAGAGUCACCCGCGGAGCCGGCAGCAGCGCCCGCCAAGAAGGAGAAGGGCCGUCGGCGAUCGCGGACCUCUGGAUUGGCUUCGACCGGUGCUCAAGGCCCUUCUGCUCCAGCCAUAUCGACCAGCAAUGCUUUAGCGAUGCUCAAGCCACCUCCUGACGACGCCAAACCUGGAAGUGAGGAUAUGCCAUGGUUGCGUUUGACUGAGUGGGAAAUGACAAAACUGCGGAAGAAGAUGAAGAAGAAUGCCGUUUGGCAGCCCAGUGAGGUCAUGAUCCAUCGCGAGCUGGCCUUGCGCGGUCGCGGCUGGGAGGCUUACCGGGCAGCGAAAGCGCAGGCCGAGGCCACCGGUGCUGAAUUCUUGGACUGUGACGACAUAAUGAACACGUACGUUCCGGGCAAGCUGACCAAACGCAGCGAGGCUACCGGCGAUACCGAGGGCACAUUCGAGACCAAGCUUAGCAACCGUGGCAUGAAGCUGAACGAGGCCAAGAAGCUUAAACGGGAGAACCAGGCCCGAGAGCAGGCGGCUGCCGCAGCCGCAGCCGCCGCUGCAGCAGCACAAGAACAAACAGCCAAGGAUGGAGUGCAGCCAGCAGUGGCUCCCAGUAAUUUACCCACGGCCAGUGUUCCAGAAGUCCCAGCUGUGAGCAAGCCCACUCGUGCAGGGAAAAAGAGGAAACUCGAAGAGGUGACACCCCCAGAGGUUCCCCCCAUUCCUUCAGCUCCCCACCCCUCCGCAUCUUCUGCCCCAUCUGCUUCUGCUGCUCCCUCCACGUCUGAUGGUCCCUCCAAUGUUGAACCCUCCGCACCCGACGGUCCCUCUGCUUCUACACCCUCUGUUCCUCCUACUGCUACCUCCGCUACUUCCCCUGUUCCUACUGCCCCCGCUGUCUCCGCUGCUCCUACUGCGCCUGUGGAAAUUGAAACCCGUCCUUCGCUGCGAAGCGCGACUAAACGCCGCCGAACUAGCAAAGGAUCCCCCACACCCGUUGAUCCAAACAUCGCCAUCCCUGAAGAAGCACCUACAAUUGCAGCGCCAGCUCCUACAGCUGUAGAAACCUCCGAGUCGCAGAAGCCUUCCUUACCGCCGUCUCCAAUUGGACCCAAGCGCGCCAUCGCACAACCUACGAUCACAGCCGCAAAAGCGGCUACGCCAACCCCCCCGGUUACCCGACCCCCAUCUCGCCGCUCGGCUGCGUUAUCAUUAGAACCAACCACAAAUGCCAGCGCCGUUGCACCUUCUACCAAGCGCGAACUCCGUCAGAAAAGCGCCACACCUGCUCGGAAGACUCCUGUACCAGAAACAGCUCGAGCCGCCAGUGUGAGUGCUCCCAAUCGCAGGCGUAAACGCCCCGCACCCGGUCCUGUGUCUUCAGGUCAAGAUGGUGGUGCAGCGGUAAGCUACGGUCGCCGCAAAGCGAAGCCCGGCAAGAAGCGGAUUGGGACGCGUGAGGUUGGCCUAAAAGAUGGUACCUUGGCACGCGAGGACAUUCGAAUCGACGAGGAUGGAGUCCUCGAAGAGAUCGACCCGAACGAACCACGGUAUUGUCUGUGUGGAGACAGGUAUGUGCUCCAUAAUUCUACUUUGAUGGCGCCGCUAACAUAAGUAGUGUGACCGAGAAUGGUUUCAUCUUGACUGUGUCGGGCUGUCCGAGGUGCCAAGUCGCACGGCCAAAUGGUACUGUCCGGAUUGUCGGGUAAAGUUCAACAAGGGCGCAGAUGGAAUAGUGAAAAACAAUCCGCGGAGAUGAAGCUAUACCAUACUGACUGGACAAUUCUCGGAUUUUGAAUGGGUGGUGGAUAUUCAUGAGACCACGAUUAGGCGCUUGGGCAAAUUGUUGCAUAGGGCUUGAUUUUGCUCUCUACUUUGUUCUCUUGAUUGCAGCGUGGCGAAGAUUUUAUGGAGUAAAACCCCCUUUGUUGAUUGAUUAUAUUUAUCAUAAGAGCUAGCUCGGAACCUGGUGAUGGCGCUACACUGAGAGAAUAAUGCAGUUAAUAACUUAUCU
This is a messenger RNA of Aspergillus vadensis CBS 113365, 3024 nucleotides long. Its product is annotated as putative PHD finger domain protein. Gene Ontology annotation, biological process: regulation of DNA-templated transcription. Lineage: Eukaryota; Fungi; Ascomycota; Eurotiomycetes; Eurotiales; Aspergillaceae. The record is from RefSeq and is a predicted model, not a curated record. The transcript is spliced from 2 exons. Gene Ontology annotation, cellular component: nucleus; Rpd3L-Expanded complex; Rpd3L complex. Bases 345 to 2624 code for a protein of 759 amino acids.